Molecule: messenger RNA, 501 nt
Organism: Malassezia pachydermatis
Lineage: Eukaryota; Fungi; Basidiomycota; Malasseziomycetes; Malasseziales; Malasseziaceae
Product: rf-1 domain-containing protein
Exons: 1
Coding region: 1-501 (166 amino acids)
Biological process (GO): translational termination
Cellular component (GO): mitochondrion
Molecular function (GO): translation release factor activity
Source: RefSeq, a predicted model, not a curated record
AUGGCUGAUGACAGUGCUGAGAGUGUGUCUUCUUGCCCAUCUACAGACGAACAUGUAGAGCCAGGCACCGUGCCAACUUGGUUCCAGCAGGGAAGGUAUGCGUUUGCUCGUGAUGGCUCCAAGAAAAAGCCGAUUGAACUCGACGAGUCAGAUCUUCGUGAGCGAUUUAUCCGUGGAUCAGGCCCGGGUGGCCAAGCUAUUAACAAGUUAUCUACCAAUGUCGAGCUCACACACCUACCUACCGGUACACGUAUUACAUGUCAGGCUACACGUAGCCGCGCACAGAAUCGAGAGAUUGCGCGGCGGCAAAUGAGCCAGCGUUUGGAAUGGCUUAUCAAAAAAGCAUGGGCGCCUUCUAGUACCAAGUCAACCUCUCGUGCACUAGCGCCUAGUGUCGUGCAAUCCAAAUGGGAUAAGGAGCGGAAAAAGAAACAAAACAAACGUAAGAAGCAAAAGCGACGCGCACACCAAGAGGAGGCGCCCUCCACGCCUUCGUCUUGA